CUGAAACCUGCCUCCCUCUCUUUCCCUCUCUUUCUCUUUCCUUCCUGUAUCAUACAUAACCUCACUCUCCGCCGAAUCUGCAUCCAACACAGUUCUACACCACCAACCUCCUCCACUCCCAAACAAGAACGCUACACUAGUUUCUACUCCGGCCGCUACAGCGGCGGUUGCGCUAUUUUCUCCGCAUGUUGUUCUGUAUAUUGCCUUCCAGCCUUUCACCACCGUCUAAAACCCUUUCCUAACUUCCUUCUCUGGUAAUCUCGAUCCAAGCAGUGCAAAACUAAUUUCUCCAUCUGUCAAAUGGGUCUCCAAACCUGGCGUUUAACAGGUUAGUCCUGGCUGAAAUUGAUUUCGACAGUAGCGGGGAAAGCAGGAGGGGGCGGUGAAGGGAAAAGGGAGACGAAGAGGCGCACCUGUUUUCCGAAGGAGUUGUCUUCAUUUAAGCUGCUGCUAUUUUCUCCAUAUUGCGAAUGCAAUGCCCAUCUACUGCUUGAUAUUUACCUACUCUAAGGUUCCUCGAUCAGGGGGACAUGCGGCGCUUCCCCCAAUCCUCACUAAUCGAUUCCACUGUUGUAUCCAGGACUCUUCCAUUUGGUGGAUUCCUCUGCACGAAUCGGCUUCCCUUCAUCUCCCUAUUCAAAUCAAUUUUAGCUAAUUGACGAUUCAUCAUUUUCGCUAUCCGAUGGGUAGGUUCCAGCUAGCAGCAACAAAUCGCUUCUCUCUUCUCGGCUUCCCCUGGAUCAAAGAUCCUCCUUUCGUUACAACUCCUUAACCCUACACAUUCCUAUGUAUUGCCAUUACCAGAGUUGUCUGCACUUAUUUGGGAUUUUUCUUUAGGUGGUGUUUGCUGCAGAGAGUUAUACGGGCUAGAACCAAGAAAUUGUGGGGGUCUCGUUAAGGCUUUGGAGUUCUUGUAGGAUUUUUCUAACUCGAGAACAAAUUACCCUGGUAAUGUAAAUUUCUUAAGUUAUUUUAAGUUAAUGUUUGAGUUGAGCUUUACUGUCCAUUGCUUAUUCAGAUUGGUUCUAGGGAUUGGUCGAGCUACUUAUAUCAACUUUAGGUACCUGUUGUAACUCAAGUCAAAGCCAUGAUAAAGCAUCUUCUUAGUUCCUCUCUUGAUGGAGAGAUCUACGAAGAUGGUUCAGAGAAGGUAAAGUUGAAGCCCUGAAUCGAAACCCUCCUAUGAAUGAUAUAUAGUUCUGAUGCUUUUUUAUGGAUCCAUCUCAAGGCUGUAUUAGGAGCCCCCAUCUUUCUCUUCUCUCUUCAUCAUCGUAAAUCCAAUAGAAUUUACUGGAUGACCAUUUUGCUGCAACUUUCAAGUCUUCGUAUUUCAUUAUAGAUCCUGCUUUUGGAAUAUGAAGGCGAGCACACAAGCAGAUGGAGUUGUGUUGUGGGAUUAUCAUGUCAUAUGCAUUCAGGUUCUCACUUAAACACAAUAUAUGAGUUCGGGUGAUUUGUUUCUGAAAAUGACAGCUCUGUCAAGGUCUGCAAUUCAGAUUGGUUGGUUAAUUCUUGCUAUCGAGAUUUUCUUAUGCAGUGUUUGAUUUUCUCCUUUCUUUCAACUUGCUUUCUGAUUAAUUGGGAAAAGAAUUGUUUCCUUCCACUUAUCGAGCGCUUUGAAUCUAAUUAAACUCAAUGGCCUCAAACAUCUAGACCUUCUGAAGGAUUUGAGGUUGAGUGGUUGUGGUAUACUAAGAAAACUACCCAGCCUGUCAAAUUUGGCUAGGUUACGGAAGCUUGAGAUUAUUGAUUACUCACUCCUCUAUGAAAUCUAAGGGCUUGGUGAAGUUGGGGAUUAAUCGAUUCUAUGGAUCAUGAGAUGUUAUAAGUUCAAUGGGGUGAUGGGGCUCGAUAAAUUGGAGUCAUUGCAAGAAUUGGUGAUUACUCAUUACCCGUCGAUUAUGAAGCUGCGUGGUUAUAUGUUUUGGAGCACUUAUGGAUUCUGGCCAGACAUAUUGAUUACAGGUAAUAGAUAGCAGACAGAGGUAACUGGGUUUUUAAGAUAUUGAUGGAGUGGGACAAUAACAAUUCGAAUCUGAGCGGCGACGAGGAGGAAGGUAGCUUCGACCUCAACGAUGGUGUUGGUCCAAUCCCUUUACCCAUCGAGAGCUUGCUUCAAACCGCGGAUUGUGGGUUCGUGGUCACAAAUGCUCUUGAGCCUGACCACCCUAUCAUUUUUGGUAUUUAUCAUUUACGUCAAUAUCGUAUUCGAGAUGGUUACUCGGUAUCAAGCUGAGGAGGUGCUCGACCUCAAAUGGUACGUCUUUUCUCUCCCUUUGUUUUGCUAAUUCGGAGCUAUGGUUUUUUGGUUUAGUUCCACGAUUUCACCCUGUUCGUAGGAUGGGGUGCGAUAUUUUUUUCGAGUGUUGUACAAUUUCCACUUUAUAUUUCUGUGUAUUAUUGAUAGUGGAGAGUUUCAGAUUUUGGGGUGAUUUAGAAAUGAUUAGAGUAGCAAUUCCAUGGCAAUUUUAUUGUUGGAAAGGAGGGGACGCUCGGUGUUGAAUGUGUUACGCCAAAUCCAACUGUCAUUGUUAUGCAGAUUACCUUUAGUAUUUCUGCAUAGAAAUAUGGGUUACUAUUUGGUUUCACGUGCUUUACUCUGUGUAUUUGCAUCUAUAUCCAACAUCAUGAAGGUACACAGUUUUAUCAUAAUCUCAAGGGUAAUUUUAGCGAGUAGUCUCAUCGUUAUGAUUCUAUAAUCACAGUGUCGUCUUGCCUAGCCUUUGUAAUGGAAUUAAUUGUUAUGCUUGCCAUCAUACAAUGACUUAGAGAAUGCUAAGAAGUAAGAAGGAAGAACCAAAAUAGUAGGCAUAUGGAGAUAGGUGGUGGGUAGGAAUGCUCUUUGUGUGUGUAAUGCCUAAAGUGGGGUCUCCUUGGUCGUAGUGCUUGGAUGCUGCACUAGCCAGGUAGUAUCUGUAAUAGUUGCAGCGGUAGCGGUGGCCAACUGAGACUGAAGUAGCUUCAAUGAAUCACCGAGCGCCAUUCCUCGACCCCGUCUCGCUCUAAUCGGCCUGAUUCGUGGCCAAUGGAGACGUGAAGCAUUGAAUCCGAGGUGGAUUCAACUAGGGUUUGACGAAAAGAAGAGUGCUCACGAUUAGACUGACGGAUGGAUCAGAUCUAUUAGAGAAGAUCUAUAGGACGGGUCAGGUCAAGGCAGAGUAGGCGAGCCAUUGACCGUCUAACAUGUUGGGAUCAAAUGAGGAGCUCAGAAUUACAAAACUCAGGUACUCUUUUUUCCUUAUUAAAUUUCAUUGGUUUUCUAUUCAUACAUGGUUAUACUGAAACCAUAGUUGGUAGAAGAAGAUAGAAUAAAUAACCUUUUUUGGGGAAGUUCUUCUCCACAAAGAAUAAGCUAUGUAUGAACGAUAUGGGGCUCUUUUGCACUACGUAACCCUGGUGGGGAUAUGGCUGUGUAUGUUGUGUAGAUGCAUUGCAGUCCGCAAAGUUCCAUGCUUAAUCAUGAGGUUUGUUAGUUUUCCUUUACUAAGUGAUUAUCUGGCUUAGUAGCUUUUAGAAACCUCUUUGUCUGGCUGAAAAUGGAUGUUGUGUCAUUGUUGUAGUGGUUGGUUAGUAUUCAGUCAUAAGACGUUGAUUUCUAGUUUAGCUUGAUUUUUUUUUGCCUUGAUGAUGGAUGUAAGAUGUUUUACUGGUACCCUUUGAUUUUGCUCCGUAAACAGUUAUAAGACAUUGAAAACUGAACUCCAUAAUUGCUUAUCACUAUUAGCGUUAGGCCAGCCACCAUGGGACCAUCUCCUCAUCAUGCGAAGAAAUGAUGAUGAUUUCAACAAAGAAGUGCUUUCUUGGUUAGUUGAUGACGUUUUCUCACCUUCCAACUAAUAUUGAUAUGUUGUUAGUUUCCUGCUUCUCUUUACCAUGAAGUUUACCUGAAUGCGUUUUUCAUUUUGGUUGGUUAGAAUUCUAAUUUAAAUGCAAUACUUAGAUAUUAGAAAGGGAAAGUGUUGUUCUUCUCUAAAUUGGUUAUAUUUCUAUUGCCAGAUCAUGGUUGCGUAGAACUAAAUAGAGCUGAUUGAUGAUAAGAUCUACCGAGUGAAAACCAUGAUCAUUCCUAGAGGUAGGAUAAUUGAUGUUGUGAAGAGGGUCUUGAACAGUCAAGUUCGUCAUGACACUGUUUGAAAAACACUACCCUUUGUCAGUAUGGUGAAUGAGCUAGGGAAAAAGGUUAGUCAAUAAUUGUAGAAAACUUAA
Messenger RNA from Linum trigynum, 4206 nucleotides. The record is from the annotation of a GenBank genome assembly. NCBI's taxonomy places the organism in Eukaryota, Viridiplantae, Streptophyta, Magnoliopsida, Malpighiales, Linaceae.